AUGACGAAUCAGAUAAAUCAGUGCUUAUUCUCAGCGAACGGUGAGUUUAACGUGGGACUCGACGAAAAAGCCAAGAAUGCGAUUAACGAGCGACAACAGAAGCUCAAGAAGCAUCGUGUACAAAUGGUCGAAUUCCGCCUUAAAAAGAAAGAGGAGUUCGACCGCAUGAGGAGCGAGUGCAAACGUCUUGAAUGUGUGCUGCAGCAAGGUAUCGCAGAGUUGAAAAACGAAUUAUCGCACGGAACGACUGACUUCGGCGACCAUCGUUUGGUCAGAGCGGUCGUUGACUUGGUCGCAGAGAAUGAGAAGCUGCGAAAACAAAAUGCAGUUCUUAUUAUCGACAUCAAACGGCAUGAAGUGUUUCAGAAGAAACUGGCUGCUGUGGAUGAAACUCUGAGCUCGGAGGAGAGCCUACUACGCCACGACGAGGAGAGGACUUUUCCUGAUAGCGUCUCGGCAUUUUGUUAUCAACCCCUGUCAUUUGAGGAAGUGAAUGCCACUCCGAACCCACUGGACAAUAGCUUUACGGCAAGCUUGCCUCCGGUAUCCUUUGUGGGGGCCAUUUUCGGCUGGGACGUGUUUCGGCAACAACGUAACUCGAUGCUGUCAUCUCGCACCCAGUUCAUUAAGCGCGUGCACUGCUCGAUUGCAACCGCUGUCAGAGUUUCUUGUGAACAGGGUGAUAGUUUGCGCCCUUUGAUAACGACCCCAGUCGAAUGGUGCUUUUCUCAUCGUUGUAAGAUUCCCACGCAGGUCCUACAAGAGUUUGGACCUAGAUGCAAGGUUAUUGGACACGAGAUUCCCGGACCAACAAGCUACUGCUACAGCUUCCUGGAACGAGUUGCACAGUGGGUACUUCCAGACGGAAGAAAGAAGGUGGGAAUUAGCAUGAUCGUCAUCAACUCAACAUCAAACCAGCAAGGCAACAUUCAGAUAAACUCCGCCAAGUGGAUCAAGGACGGCUGGGCAUUAGUUACAGUUACAGAGGCGGGUGACAACAUGGUUGAUGUCGUCUGCGAUCAAUGGGCUCCAUGCGAAAGCAAUCUUCAUGCAGAUUAUCUGGUGGUGCAAUGGGCUCAAUUUAUUCAGCGGUGGGAGCAAAGCGUUUCUCCCUCCAGAUUGUUAACUCAGUAG
Molecule: messenger RNA, 1134 nt
Organism: Phytophthora nicotianae INRA-310
Lineage: Eukaryota; Oomycota; Peronosporomycetes; Peronosporales; Peronosporaceae
Exons: 1
Coding region: 1-1134 (377 amino acids)
Source: RefSeq, a predicted model, not a curated record